Molecule: messenger RNA, 321 nt
Organism: Penicillium soppii
Lineage: Eukaryota; Fungi; Ascomycota; Eurotiomycetes; Eurotiales; Aspergillaceae
Exons: 2
Coding region: 1-321 (106 amino acids)
Source: RefSeq, a predicted model, not a curated record
AUGUUCUGCACAAUGGCAUCUUUCACGGCUAGGACAUGUCCUCUCCUUCAGGCACCAUUAUACUUAGCAAUUCUAAGCAUCGCCACCAUCAAGGGCUGGCUGUGUCCCUUGCAGCAACAAUUGUCAACUAUUCUAUGUUCACUUGGGCUAGGGUUCGCGGUUACUGUCGAGACACAAGUCAAUGAUGGAGGGCGCAAUACUCUGGGCGGCCACCGUGGUGCCCUUUACAUGGGUACUGUACUGGCAGCACUAGGUCUUGUAGUGUCAAUAUGCUUCGUGUGCACAAGUUGGGGACAGCAUCGGAGAGAUCAGAAGAGAUAA